Messenger RNA from Podospora pseudocomata, 2127 nucleotides. RefSeq lists its product as uncharacterized. The transcript is spliced from 4 exons. Gene Ontology annotation, molecular function: ATP hydrolysis activity; ATP binding. The record is from RefSeq and is a predicted model, not a curated record. Lineage: Eukaryota; Fungi; Ascomycota; Sordariomycetes; Sordariales; Podosporaceae. The coding region runs from base 1 to 2127 and encodes 708 amino acids.
AUGUCGGCCACGAGCACUCGAUCAGCAACCCCUUGUGGUUCCGAACCCGACGAGAUAGUCGAUGAAUCUGGUGUUCAGGUGUUUGAGAACGAAUUCAGCCAACCCUCUUCUCUGUCUUCUAGUACUGACGAAGGUCUUGUUCCUGAGACUCCUUCCGGGCCGGAUAACUCAGUGGUGGUGCAGAAGCUCUACGAAACCGAUUGCUGUUGCGGUAGUUGCCCCAGCCGCUUGUCUAAACAUGUCAACGUCGACGAGGAACGGUCCUCUCUCGAAGCGGAAGUCUCCGAAAUCCCUAUCAUCCAGCGCCAUCCCGAUUCUGAUCAGCACGUCACCAACAGCAUCACCGUCAACUGCCCCAGCAUGCGUGACGUACUCGCAAAAGCACUCGAGAACUAUUAUCAAGACCCAGACACACUCACCGCCGAGAACUGGACUUUUAACGCCUCCUUCCAGCCGCUGGUUCACCGCUGGAAGAUUCUCAAUGAAAUUCACGAGUCCAUCCAGGCACUCCUGAGCGACGGCGAUGAUGCGGAUGAGGUCACCGCGAGGAAGAAAGCCUCCAACAACCUCAUCGACUUUCUAAACCCACUAUUGGAGUCCUCCAUUACCUCUUUUGACGAGACGCUCGGGACUGGGCGCGUCAGACAUGAGAACCUGUGGCAAAUCUUCCCACCCGGUGAGCUGGUCGUCACCAAAUUCUUCGGCGUCGAGACGCUGUGUCGUGUUUCCCGGAAGCACAGCUUGAGCUCCGACAGCAGCAACAUGUGGGUCAUGUGCGAGUACGUUGACUGGAAUGGCCAGAUGACCGGGAUGAAGGAGACGUGGGUCACCAUCAAGCACUUCAAGGGAAGACAGAAGGUCAGGAACUUGAGCGUGUACCCACUCUCGAUGGCGGCCGAUCCAGAGGGGAUCAAGGCCAGAAUGCUGGCCAGAGGAAAGAGAUGGGAGGGGCUGAGAGGUUACCGAUAUCAGCAGUACAAGGGGAACAAGAUCGCCUUCAAGGUUGGGGAGGAGGAGGAUGUUCAGCUUAGUGUAUGUGUUCCUGACCUGUGGGACAAGUUUCUAACUGAUUGGACGAUCUUCGAGAACAAACCUGUCCCUGAGCUCGCUUCGUUGGAGAACGAAGAGGAAGUGGCGAAAGAAUCAUCUGUAGAGGAGGAAUCAUCAGGAUCCAAGGACGAGAUGGCCGCUACCAUGGUCAACCUUCAGACUUCGGACCGGGUCGACGACUCCAGCCUUCCGGAGUUGUCCGACGAGCAUCUUCUACUGACCACCCCCUGGCUUAUCGGGUUCGACAUCAAAGCAAAGGACUGGGGGCGUUACUGCAUUGAAAACUUGCGGGAUAUUGAUUGGAACGACAGUGCCUUUGACAACUUGGUGUCCAAGGGAGGUGAGAAGCAGCUUGCCUGGGAGUUCGUGGCGAGCAAGAAGGCGAGCACCCAGGAGUGCGACGACUUUGUGGCUGACAAAGGGCGUGGGAUUACCAUUCUCAUGUUCGGCCCCCCCGGUGUGGGCAAGACAUUUACUGCCGAAGCUGUUGCUGAGCGAGCCCGGGUCCCAUUGUAUCUGGUUUCGGCCGGUGUCUUGAGCACCACUCCUUCCGAGGUCGAAGCAGCUCUUGAUCACGCUCUCAAUCUGUGCCGACUUUGGAAUGCCAUGCUUCUUCUUGAUGAGGCAGACGUCUUCCUAGGUGCUCGAAGCGAUGAAGGCUUGAUUCGUAAUGAGUUGGUGUCCAUCUUCCUCACCAAGCUCGAGUACUAUCAAGGCAUCCUGUUCUUGACCACCAACCGCUUCUCUGCCAUCGACCACGCCUUCCAGUCCCGCGUCGACUUGUUCUUGCCUUAUUACGACCUCGACUCCACGCAGCGCCGGCAGGUUUGGCUCAACUUCUUCAAACACUUUGGAGCUGAGAAGUUUGUGGUUGGCGAAAGCGACCUGGACCGUCUGUGCGAGCUGAAAAUGAACGGCAGAGAGAUCAAGAACUUGUGCAAGACUGCGUUGAUGCUGAGCGGAAGGGAUAACAAUGGAGUUGUGAAGGCGGACAGGUUGCUAAUGCUUGCUCAGAAGCGGACUGCCGCACUUCAGCUGCUGGGUCAGAAGGGGGAUGCGAACAUGGUGGGCAGAUGA